AUGUCGUGGGAGCCCACGUUCUCCAGGUGCACCCGCUGCUCCUUGAGGAACUGCAGCGCCUUGUCCACAUUCUCCAGCGAGUGGAUCCGCAUCCGGCCCCGCGUGGGCUUAGGCUGCCGGCAGGCCCUGCGCCUCCGCGAAGGUGACCAGCUCCUCAGCGCCAGGGUCUUCUUCGAGAACAUCCGCUACGAGGACGCCGUGCGGCUGCUGCAGUGCGCCGAGGCCUGCAAAGUCUCCUUCUGCCUCAAGCGCACUGUGCCCAGCACCGACGCUGCUGUCCGCUCCGGGGCAGCUGGCGCCGAGGCGAAAGGGCCCAAGGCGAAGAUGGCCAGGCUGAACAUCAAAAGCCUGAGGCCCUUGAAGAAGAAGAAGAAGGCGGCGAAAGCCCUGGUGGCAGCAGCGGCAGGGCUGGGAGCAAAUGCCACCGCGCGGGGAGGCACCAGCCCUUUGCCAGGAGCCAGGGCCGCCUCCGACGGUGGCACAGGCCAGGAGGGAGGGAGCCACUACCCGCCGGCCAUGGUCACGCUGGAGUCGGGCACCGAGUGCUACGACGUGGUGGACACGCUGGGGAAAGGCACCUUCGGGGAAGUGGCCAAGAGCUGGCGGAGGAGCACGGGGGAGAUGGUGGCCAUCAAGAUCCUGAAGAACGACGGGCACCGGAGCCGGAUCAUCAAGAACGAGCUGAAGCUGCUGCAGGCGAUGGGGGCGGUGGACGCGGAGGAGUCACACAUCGUCCGCUUCCUCGAGUCCUUCCACGACGGCACCAAGUGCUACCUGGUCUUCGAGCUCCUGGAGCAAAACCUCUUUGACUUCCAGAAGGAGAACAACUUCUCCCCGCUGCCUGUCAGGCACAUCCGGACCAUCACGGUGCAGGUGCUCAAGGCGCUGGCCAAGCUCAAGGAGCUCUCCAUCAUUCAUGCCGACCUGAAGCCGGAGAACAUCAUGCUGAGCAGCUCGGGACAGCGUUCAGUGCAGGGCACGGGUGCUCGCCGGCGGGACAAGCCCACUGCAUGUGGUCGGUGCACGCACCCGGCGUGGGGUGGCAUGGCGCACCCAGAUGCUGCGCAGCUUUCCGGACCCACCAUUUACUUUUAA
This is a messenger RNA of Struthio camelus australis, 1095 nucleotides long. The record is from RefSeq and is a predicted model, not a curated record. NCBI's taxonomy places the organism in Eukaryota, Metazoa, Chordata, Aves, Struthioniformes, Struthionidae.